This is a messenger RNA of Cydia strobilella, 5670 nucleotides long. RefSeq lists its product as uncharacterized. Gene Ontology annotation, cellular component: endoplasmic reticulum; protein phosphatase type 1 complex. Gene Ontology annotation, biological process: response to endoplasmic reticulum stress. Bases 352 to 2946 code for a protein of 864 amino acids. The record is from RefSeq and is a predicted model, not a curated record. The transcript has 3 exons. Gene Ontology annotation, molecular function: protein phosphatase regulator activity. Lineage: Eukaryota; Metazoa; Arthropoda; Insecta; Lepidoptera; Tortricidae.
GAAGUGUAAAGAUGUGUGUUUAAUGUGUUUUCGCAAUUUUGCAAAAAUGGAGCCCAUCAACGUUAGUUACUACGAAAAAAACAAAUCUACAAGUUCUACAGACGUAGCGAACAUCGUUUCACGAGGAGAUACAGUGUUUUGUCGCGAAAAAGUGAUUCCCUUGAACUCUUUUGACUCGAUAUCAGUGUACCCUUCCUUAAAGUGCUCUAGAAAGUGGUGUAGACUUACUCAUAAGCCGUUCCUAGAUCCUUGUACAGCUAGAUUUUUGGACCCUAUGGUAGCUUGAGUUCUAAAAUGGCCUAGCAUCGUCACAGACUUUACGUAGUGUCUUAGUAAAAUAACGUAACCACAAUGCAUACUAAUCAGUGGCGCAAUAGGCGCAAUCAGCUCAAUUUGAGCCCUAUUCCAGCGUUUAAAAUGUACUCAAUAGCAAACUAUAGUACCGAUACGUCAAAGGCAGACUUGUCAAAGACUUUCGCUGAAGAAAUGUUGAUACACAACUUACACAUGAUGCCAAAUCCGCUUCAAAAGAACUUGGCGGACACCAUACCAACAGCAGAAAAGCCAAAACCACCAUUUACAGAGCCUAAAUUGGAAUCUAAAGCAUUUCCAGAGCCUAAAAUGGAAAAAGGGCAGACUAGAACUGAAUAUUCUUUUAGUUUUGGUAGUUUUUUCUCUGGGGUUAUCAGUGCAAUAUCAAGCGGCGUUUUUAGGCGUCGCGAGCCAACGCAACAAUACUACGAUUGUUUUGAUCCCGAGCCGAGCUGGCAGACGGCCAGCGAAGCGGAUUUAAAUAAGUCUACACGCUCGCAGUCGCUCAAGGAAGACGACGCCAUGAGUGCGGAUUGUCGGAGCGCCGCGGCGCAUUGCGAGGACAAACUCAACCGUGUAAGACACUUACUCAGCAGCAAACCUGUUCCCACCACCCCAAAAUACAGAAGAAAGCCUAAGAGAGUCUUUGUGGAACCCGGUUCGGUCGAGGAAUCCUUUGAAGAUGCAUUUUCACCGGAAGACUUUGUCCGACUCUCAAACACCAACCAUAUUGAGUGCAUCAGUCCGUGUAACCAUCACAAGGAAGAGGUGAUAGAAGCUGCAGCCGUGAGAAUUAAGACGGAGGUGAAGGAAGUUAUGGAUAUUGUCCAGACGCUGCCGGAAGCUGAAAUUGUUCCCGUAGAACAAACUAACAGUCAAAAUGUAGAAAUAAAGGAUGUUAAAGCUAAUUCUCAGUUAGAAUCACAAGCAGAUGCUAAAGACAAUCAAAAUGCAGAAUCAAAAGCAAAAAUGGACCACAUACAAGCUAAAAUUGAAGUCAAACCCGAUUUACCAAAUGUACCUGAAGAACUAAAGGAAAAACAAGAAGUUAUCGCUGCAUGUGAAGACAAAGUAAACAGAUUAAAAUCUUUACUGCAAUGCCGAAAAGCUAAAUCUAGAUUAACGAAAACUGAAUCAGAUUCUACCUUGGAACCCGUGACAGAUGUAAAGAACAAGAACGUACAGGAUAAGCACUUCAAAAACCCGGCGAGGACAACGGAUAAAAGAAAGCAAUCACACUUAAUAAAGAAUAUUCAAGAAGAUAUGUGUUUCGGUAGUUCUUUAGACACUGCAGAGGUCUCAAGCCCUGAUAAUUCUUCGAUAUUACCACCGACUAAGCUUUGUGAUAUGAUCAACUUACCGAAGUUAAUAUGUGAACCGGAACCUGAAUACUUCGAUGAAGUCCAUGGACGCUUCCGUUCUACCUCAACAGACAGUGACGACUCGUUCCAAAUAGUCUUCACCGACAGCCCAAAAGCAGCUAGACACCGCACAUUAUCCGACUGCGACUCCGAAGACUCGUUCAUCGUCUUUGAAGACUCACCAGACAGCUGCUACACAUCUCACGAUGUGUUCGGUGACUCCACAGUCGAUAGUGACUCUGAUUCGGUUGUUAGUGACUCAGGCUGCGGUGUAUCGUGUAAAUUGUCACAUUCGCUAACCCGGACUGUUGGGGACUUAACGGAUGACAGUUUGUUUGAUGAUACGGUGCGAGAGGAGAGUGGGGAUGAAGUGGACAGUGUGACAGUGUGUGAGGAGUUGGAUUUGGCUGAGGAGUCGAACACAGGAUUGCUUCUGAAUCAUGCUAAGAAACUAUUGAGGAGACAGCAGCCACCUAAAAAGGUGUCCUUCUCCGAGAAGCCUCCAAAAGUGCACGUUAUGAGGGUGUGGUCGUUCGCGGCGAGGCAGGCACGCCGCGGGAACUGGGAGCAGGACGCCAUGGACCGGGACAGAUUCAAGCGGAAGAUCGCAGACGUAGACAUGGCAGUAUCAUGGGUGUUGAAGCCCCAACACCGGCGUCGAAUCAUGUUCCAGCGUUUCAUGCCCUGGUGGAACAAGCAGAGGCGACUGGAGAUAGAAGAGAGGAAGCGGAAGCAAGAAGAAGAUCGGAUAGCAGAAGAGAAGAAAAUAGAAGAUGAAAAGAGGAUAGAAGUAGAGAGGAUAGAAGAAGAAAGGUUAAAAGCUGAGAAGGAAGGUAAGGAAGAUGUUAGUAGAGAUGUAAAUGAAGUAAAUACAGAACUUACAGAAAGUGGAAAUAGCGUUGAAGUAAAAGAUGGGGUUGAUAAUGAUUUAAAUAACAUUAAUGGAGUUUAUGAAAAUGGCUUAAUUAAUGAGAAAGUAGAAAACGCAGAUCUUGAUGUUGAUAACGACAAAAAUAAUGAGGAUAAAUGUAAAUUACAAUUAAAAACACUGGAAAAUAAAGUUGUAAAUGAUACAAUAGAUCCUAAUGUUGAUGACAAAGAUGGUAAAUCUAAAUUAGAUUUAAAAACACAUAAUGAAAAAGUAAAUGAUGUGAAGAUAGAUUUAAAUGUAGAUAAAAUAGCGAAGGCGUUGGCGAAGUGCGAUUUUUAUGACAAAUCGAAAUCGAGUAAGGCGAAUUCUGUUUUAGCGUCCAAAGUUGUUGUAGAUACAUGACAUUCUGUCAGUAUGUUGCUGUAACUGUCAAAUACAUUAAAAAAAUCUACAAAAAUAUUUAAGGUUGAUGAAUUUAAGAACUGUAUUUAUUUAGACGGUUUUUUUGGGAAUGCUUUCUAAACAUAAAAAACUGUUUAGAUAAAUAAUAAGAGGCAAUAAAAAAUUAUUCGAAAAUAUUAAGAGGCAAGAGAAAUCUAAAAAACAAAAAACCAGAGUUCAAGUCGGACUUGCCCACCGAGGGUUCCGUACUUGUAUUUGUUGUUAUAGCGGCAACCGAAAUACAUCAUCUGUGAAAAUUUCAACUGUCUAGCUAUCACGGUUCAAGAGAUAUAUCCUAUAGUGACAGACGGACAGUGGAGUCUUAGUAAUAGGGUCCCGUUUUUACCCUUCUCUUUAGCAAGCAUUACAUUUUGAUUUACGUGAAAUAGUCUCAAGAACUUACCUUACCCUCUGUACAUUAUUUGUAAAAAAGUUAAAUAGUAUUUAGAUCGCAUAUAGCAACGUUGCGCUCUUUGCGAAGUUUUGAUUCUUCCAAAAUUUAAGGAAUUACAGAUUGAGUCGCGGAAAGUUUCCAAAAAGUUGGAAAGUUGCCGGAAAUUUCAUGAAACUGACAGGAAAUUAAGAAAAUUGUCUAUUUUGGGAACUUAUAAAUUUGAAACUUUGUCAUACAUACACAUACAUAUAAUCACGCCUAUUUCCCGGAGGGGUAGGCAGAGACCACGGAUUUCCACUUGCUGCGAUCCUGACAUACCUCUUUCGCUUCCUUCACUUUCAUAACAUUCCUCAUACACGCUCGCCGGUUUAGGGUGCUCUUGACUUGGCCUUUCUUCAGGAUUUCCCCGAUCUGAUCAGAGAAAGUCCGCCGAGGUCUGCCCCUUCCAACUCCCGUUUCUACCUCUCCCUUAUACACUCUCUUUGUUAGCCUUCUUUCACUCAUUCUUUCCACGUGUCCAAACCAUCUCAACAUACCUUUCUCAAUUUUUGUCACUACAUCUUCGUUCAGUCCACACUUUUCCCUUAUCACACUGUUCCUAAUUCUAUCUUGUAAUCUCACACCACACACACUUCUCAACGCUCUCAUUUCCACUGCAUUCACUUUGUCAUACUGUGAAAAUUUCCCAAUUUUGGAAACAUUCGAGGGCACAUCAGUUUAAAAGCACCGUGUUACCAAAAUGUACCUUUGACUUCUUUAAGUAACACCAUUUGAAGAAAAAAAACACGAAAUACUUCAAAAAUCCACACUUUUUCCAUAUCAACUAAUUUAACAAAUAAUAUUGUCUUCGGUUACCGCGAUAGUUACUCAUGAAAUAAAACUAUGAAAACGGAUUAUACUGUGUGACUGAGUCACCCGUUGACCACGAACGCUGUAAAGAGUUCGAAACGUCGGGAUGUAUUAUAAAUUCAAUAUACGCGAUAUAAUCCGUUUUCAUAGUUUUAUGUCACCCGUUGACCACGAACGCUGUAAAGAGUUCGAAACGUCGGGAUGUAUUAUAAAUUCAAUAUACGCGAUAUAAUCCGUUUUCAUAGUUUUAUGUCACCCGUUGACCACGAACGCUGUAAAGAGUUCGAAACGUCGGGAUGUAUUAUAAAUUCAAUAUACGCGAUAUAAUCCGUUUUCAUAGUUUUAUUUCAUAAUUUAACAAAUAUUAAGAUAAAUAAUAUGUAUGUUCAUUAUCACUUAUUUCACACAUUUGCAUUUUAAUUUUCUUUUACACUACAAUCUUAUAUUUUAUUGAAAUAAAAAACAUAAAAAAUAUUUGAUUCAUUUAUCUCUAUAAGAGGAUGUGAAGAGUGCCUAAAAAUAUAAUUUUAUUUGACUAAAAACAUCAGUUCAAGCAUUAAUUAGGUUUAAAAACAAUGGAAUGAAUAAAAACACGAAACGUCGAGGUAGCAACAUGUUUUUAUGUGAUUGAAACUUUAAAUUAUAAGUUUUAAAUAAUCACCGUAUUUGUUAAGGAGCCCACUUAUUACCAGUCCCCCGGACGAUAUCGGCCUGUCAGUUGUUUGGAACUGUCAAAUUGUUCGGCGGACUGAUAAUCAGUGGGCCCCUUAAAGUAUGUAAACUUUAAAGAAAUUAAAGCUGUAUCAUAGAUCAUAGAUAUAAAGAUGUAUAUAAAAUAAUAUAUGUAUAUUCCUGUAGUGUAUAUAAAUUGUAGGUAACAAAACUUGCCUUACGCUAUGAAAUAAAAAAAAACUUUAUUUUCAUACAAAAAUUGUAUGUUCAGAUUCUUUGGUAAAGUAAGUUCUUUUUUGUAACUGAAGUGGCGCUGUAUGUAGAAGGUUUACAAUAAAUGUCUUUCUUUCUUUCUAAAAAUGUUUUACUUUAUACUGGAAUUAAGUACAGAUCCCUUUAAGGGAUUUCUUCAGGUCUUUAGAAUAAUUUUAAAAUAUCUAAACAAAUUUUUUCAUACAAACGUUUAUAUAGUUACCACUGAAAAUUGUAUGUAAGUUCCUUUUUCUUUUGAUAUUAUUCGUUAUAUUAUAUAUGUGUUGUAAACAUUGAAAUAUUGUGAUUUUCUGUAAACAUACUUUGUUAAUCAUUAAUUUAGGAUAAAAUAGUGAAAUUUUAAAGCUAUACAUACAAACACACAUUUUAUCCUUAAGUGUAUAAAAGUUAGUUAUAAUGGAAUUAUAUUUUGUUAUCUAUGGUUUAUUAAAUAUUAUUUAGAAUUAGAACAGUGCAUUUGUGACAAAAUUUGCUUGUGUAAUUCGAAAAUAUUCCAU